GCCCGGAACUUUGUGGACUGUAGCGCUGUGCUCCUUCGGACAGUUUUGCCAGAGCAUAAGGUUUCAUUCGUUUCCGUAGUACCGGCUCCUACUUGUCAAACACGUCUCGGGUGUUUUCGUAAGCUUGUGGUAUGCAGUGCUUUCCUUUGCUGCCUUUCUUUUAAAAUUAGUUUGAGUUUUUAAUAUUGCGGUUGAACCGUUUUUGUCUUGUCGGGGAAGCACCACGUCUGCAAAAAAAAAACAAAAUGAUUUACCAGGUCCCCUGGCUAGUAAACCCAGUGAGGACUGCCAUAGCCAUUUGGCACCAGUUGAAAAAGUACGAGCUGCCCGAGCUUGCCAAGCCCACAGUGUGCAUGCGGGACCGGCAGAGGGUGGAGGAGAUCAUCCAGCGCUUUCAGAGGGGAGGACACGGCAAAGUCCAGGUGAUUUCCGACUUCGAUAUGACGCUCACCAGGUUCGCCCACAACGGCAAACGGUGCCCAACGUGCCACAACAUCGUGGACAACAGCAAGCUGAUCAGCGAAGACUGCAAGAAGCAGCUGAAGGAUCUUCUGAACACCUACUACCCCAUUGAGAUCGAUCCCACGCGCAAAAUUGAAGAGAAGUUCCCGUUAAUGGUUGAAUGGUGGACCAAAGCCCACAAUCUCCUGACAGAGCAGAAGAUUCACAAGGAUCAGCUGGCCCAGGUGGUGAAGGAGUCUGAUGUAAUGCUUAGAGACGGCUAUAAGGUUUUCUUUGAUCAGCUGCAUGAGCACAACAUCCCACUGCUCAUCUUCUCGGCGGGGAUCGGGGACGUGCUGGAGGAGAUCAUCAGGCAAGUGGGGGUCUUCCACCCCAACAUCAAGGUCUUCUCCAACUACAUGGACUUUGACGAGAACGGGGUUUUGAAGGCUUUCAAAGGGGAGCUGAUCCACACCUACAACAAGAGAGAAGGAGCCCUGCUGAACUCCGGCCACUUCGCGGAGCUGGGGGACAGGCGCAACAUCAUCCUGCUCGGGGAUUCCAUGGGGGACCUGACCAUGGCGGACGGGGUGCAGAACAUGGAAAACAUCCUGAAGAUCGGCUACCUCAACGACAAGGUGGACGAGAGGAAGGAGCAGUACCUGAACUCCUACGACAUCGUGCUGGAGAAGGACGAGACGAUGGACGUGGUGAAUGCCAUCCUGCAGCGCAUCGUCAAGGCCAAUUAAUCGAGGGGGAGAAGGCACCGGGCCAGUGGAGGGGGGGUAGGAGGGAGAGGCGCUUGGAGAUAGGUGAUAGGCCAGGCAGGUCUGACCCUCCUACCUCCUCUCCUCGCUGGGGAGGACAUUUCAGUUAGUUUGUAAUGGGUUUAUAAGGGGCAUGGUGACAGGAUCCUUUUUUGAGAACCAGUGCUUCAAAACCCUUGUUUUAAUUUCCACGUUCUUAAGGAGAAAAUGCCGUUGUGGUGUAUCCCCCCAUCACACCCCGGUGCCUGAGAUUUACAAGUUCAUUUUUAAUUUUUUUUAAAGGAUCAAGCCAGUUGUUCUCUUAACCUCCACUGUACACGAGUGUUUUGUUCGUCCCGUUUACAGACGGCAAAGGUAAUGGGGAACUCCUUCCUGAGUCACGUUUUUUUUUCCUGAGUUUUUCGUUUUGUUGUGGAGGUUCACUCUAGCGGUUAAUCUGGUGUCGUCAAAGCUCAGUGGGUGUCCCUUCGCUUAAUCUGUUUGGAGGAUGGCAUCUUUGUCACGCACGGGCGCUAAAUCAGUGAUCUGCAGUUCUCCUCCUGGAGGGCCGGUGUACCAGGCCUCUUCCAACGGCCAACACCCGAAGACAUGGAGAGAAGUUGCUAGUACUCCCAUAAUGAGUAAGAUCUGAGCUAUAAAGAAAAUGUAUACUGUAGAAACACUGGCCCUCUCCUCCCUGUGCUAAACCUGUAUGGAAAGGGGGCUCGCCUCAGACGGUCUCCUAGUGGCUUCAUGGUGUGUUUGUUUUGUGCAGAUGGAACUGGAGUCUUUUGUGCUGCCCUGCCACGUGUUCAGUUUGCAUAAAAGAUCUGCAUGUAAGGCGUAAACCCGAAGCUUUUUUUAUUCGGUUUUUAAAAUCUUCAUUGUUUUAAUGUAGGGCUUAUGUCCCUUCAAUCUGCUGUGGGAAUGAUUUUUUUAUUAUUUUUUUUGCCUACCAAGAGUCUAUUUAAAAAACAAGAUCAUGUAGCUUUUGAGAACCAAUAGAAGACUGUGGGUUAGGUUCCCAGGGCUGGGCCUGGAAAACGGAUGAAGCAUAAUUGCCAUCAUGGGUCAGGUUGGGAGCCCACAGGGACAGAGAGAGAGUUUGCGUGACGUCAGCAGGACCAGCUCGCCCUCCCACAGAUUGGCAGCUGUAGUAUCACCGGUAACUGACACAAGGUGGCGCUGUGCUCACUUUGUUCACUUCCAUCCUUUCUGGUUAUAGUGUGCCUGUGGUCCUUGUGCAUGCGCAGCUGCUUCUUCUGGGUAAAACGGACUCAGAGUUUUUACUUUUUGAAAAGCUAAGCAGAGUAUGCUUGUCUUAAAGACAACUUUCUGUGCCUUUUUAGUUUACAAAAAAAACUUUCCGUUUAGAGAACGGUUCUCGAUAUCCCUGUAUUAAUUUUUAAAUCCGCUGGAAAUCCAGAGGUGUUUAUUAGGGUGUUGCAGUAUUCCCCAUCCUGAUCCUGUUGGCUUCCGCACCUGCUGGCUUUUGUUCCGGACGAGCUCUCGGUUAACGUAACCAACUACUUUUGAGUCGAAAAAAUGUUUAUAUCCUAAUCAACCAACUUGUUAGUUCCUUCAAGGCUUCAGUUAGAUAAUUAAGCUCGACUAGAACGCAAACCAGCAGGUGUGUGGUCCUUCAGGACCAGGAUUGGAGAUCCCUGUGUUAGAGGGUAUUUUAUUAAUUUUAAUGUUAACAGCAGCUUAUAGUACACUCCCUGCUGUCCGAUGCAUGAUAUAUGUGCAGCAGAUUAUAGAUAGCAGAGGUGGACAACCUUGGUCCUUAACUGCCAUGUUUCUGCUUUUUUCAUUCCAUCUUGGACCUUAAUGACUUAAUCAAACCAGUGGACUGGAUAAGAAGGCAGCUGUUUUCAAGGUGUUCAUCAGGUGCUAAUUAAAAAAAGUGCCACUUUUAGCACUGGAGUGUCCAGUCCUGGACCUGGGGAGACCUAGUCUGGUAGGUUUUAUGAGUUAAGUCCAUUUCUACAGAUUGGGAACAUGUGGAAAUUAUUGUUCAGUUAAGCAGGUUUUGUAUUCAGUCAGGGCUGAGGUGCACUAAGCCUUUGGUUCUAAAGGAUUUCUAAUUUUAAUAAAUCACCUGCUUAACUGAUCAGAGCUACAUUGUCUUGCCCCUUUAGAAAUUGGUUAUUUAAAGCCGAUCUAUCCAGGACCAAAACCUGACAGUCCUGCUCUAACCCAGAGCUCAUGGACCCAGGUUAUCUACCUCUUCUACGGUGUCAUGGCGUUAACAUAGCUGGACUCGAGGGAGUGCUGUUCCAAUAGCAGAGCUGGUCUUUUUCUGUGGUGUGAUGACAAGGGAAAAUGCCAUGGCGUUAAAACAGUUGCAGCUGUUUUUCUAGUUUUGCACCUCUGGGAGGUGUGUGUUGGGGAUGGGUGUAAGUCACUUAACAAGAAGUUGUUAGGAAAAAAAACAUUCUCUGUGAUCACUGAAAAUUUUAAAUUUUAAACAAUCUGGCAAUUAUGAAGGUGUUGGGUUUUUUUUUUACAAAAGAAGCAUUUUGAAGAUUAUAAUUUAAGUUGUAUUCUUGCUGUUGGGACACUUGGCUUAAAGACUUUUAAUUUUUGGUAAACAGUCUUUUGUAUGGUUCUUCAGUACUAGUUUACCCACAAUGGUCUUUUUGUUUCCAUUGUUCAGAACUUGGUGCAAUACUAGCCAAAGCUGCAUUUGUGCCGUAGUGUCCCCGAGGGAACGAACAUAAAAAUGACUACUGUACUUGUCACUUAACAGUGGAUCACUUAACGAACCCCCCACAGUGGAUCAGUUUAUGUAAUAGAACGGUUAUUGUUCAUUGCGAUUUAGAUGUGAUUGUUGAUCAGAGAGACGCUUUGGGUCCAGGAGUGGUCACUCCAGUUAUGGUUAUUGCUGCAGUGUUUGUGCAUCACUUGACUGUAACAUCUGUAAAUUGCAUGAGAAAACAUUCUCGCCUUAUUUAACAUUAAACUUCGUUUUUGAAUUCCC
Molecule: messenger RNA, 4170 nt
Organism: Lepisosteus oculatus (spotted gar)
Lineage: Eukaryota; Metazoa; Chordata; Actinopteri; Semionotiformes; Lepisosteidae
Product: cytosolic 5'-nucleotidase 3
Cellular component (GO): cytoplasm
Molecular function (GO): magnesium ion binding; 5'-nucleotidase activity
Source: RefSeq, a predicted model, not a curated record